UCAUAUUCUCCCUUCGACUCAUUUUUUUUCCAAAUCCAAUUAUCUUCUACUUCUCUUCUUCCUACCGUUUGUGGCCAUUCCCCAUUGUUGUCCUCUCUAAUGGGUGGCCAAAAUUCAAAGCUCACACCAGAAGCCGAGGCUGUGCCUCCUCGAAUCCGUUCCCUCUUGCAGAGGCGCUUCGAGGAGAUGAAGAGCCGGUCCAAGGCACGAAAGCUAAAAGCCGCUAGUACUCUCUCCAAGAAACAGCUACUUAAGGACGGUGAUCAGGAGGAGGUUGAUAACUCUCUCCCUCAUUCGCUGCGGUCAUCCCCAGAGUCCGACAAAAUAACACGUCCGAAGAUACCACCAACAUUGGAGAACAAGUCCAAGGUUGCACCAAUAUCGCCGGAGCAUGACAAAGGCACAAAACAGGCUGAUGAUGAGAACCAAAACAAGGAGCAGAUCAAGACAGAUGGGACGGAAUGUAGCGUUGAAGAUCAUAAGGAACCAAAGGGUGUGAAUGUGUACGUAGGAGGGGUUUUUGCAAUGGAGGACACCACAGAGGGAGAGGAAGAGGACGAAGAUAAUGAAGGUGGUAUUAGAACAAACAGCGAAUUUUUUAUGUGUCCCGCGUCACCAAGUUUUAGAGUUUAUUGCAUGGAAGCUCUGGAAAUUGAAAAUGAUAGCAGCAAGUAUGACAGCACUACAGAUGAGGAUUUCAAGCACAAGAAGUCGCCAAGUGCUGCGUCUGCAGACAGCAAUGUUGAUAGCGUAGCGUCAAUGACUGAUCACCAUGAUGGCCAGGUAACAAAGACAAAGAAGAAAGGAAGGAGAAGGAGAAGAGUGAAAAAUGGAUUCGGCGUAAAGAAUCUAUUGAACAUUAAAGGAUGCUACUACCCAGGUUGCAGUGGUGGCCACGACAGAGCCACCUAUCUGGCCGAGAAAUCUGCAGCCACUUGAUCGCGCUAGGAAUUGUACGCUUGAUAUACAUUGUUGAUCCAUUCCCUAAUAGCGGUUGAGGUUUAGUGGUUGUCCAACAUAUGAUAUCAGAGCUGCGGUUCCACGAGGCCUUCAGUUCAAAAUCUCCAAGUCCCCACAAGCCAUUAAUCACAACUGCAGGAUGGGAGUUGCACCUAUACUGUCGUGCAGGAUGAAGCUGCGUGUAAGAGAACGUGUUGGCUUGAGUGAUUGUCCAUGAAGAUGAGCAAGAAGAGUGACAGUAUUAUUUUCAUACUUUUCCUUCGGAUCUCUUUCUUGUUCUUGGCCAUUGAGAUUUUCAUUUUCCUGCAAUUCUGGGCCAUGACUCACUAAGGUGAUGAACAAAAAUAUUAUGCAAAUUUUUAACUAUUUCUACAAUGAUAUAAUCCAUGCAUGGAGGUUGCAGACAA
Malus domestica (apple) is the source of this 1367-nucleotide messenger RNA. RefSeq lists its product as uncharacterized. The record is from RefSeq and is a predicted model, not a curated record. NCBI's taxonomy places the organism in Eukaryota, Viridiplantae, Streptophyta, Magnoliopsida, Rosales, Rosaceae.